Homarus americanus (American lobster) is the source of this 1394-nucleotide messenger RNA. RefSeq names its product seipin-like. The coding region runs from base 104 to 643 and encodes 179 amino acids. Lineage: Eukaryota; Metazoa; Arthropoda; Malacostraca; Decapoda; Nephropidae. The record is from RefSeq and is a predicted model, not a curated record. The transcript is spliced from 5 exons.
AAGUUUCACAUCUUGUUGACAGGUAACGGCGCUCUCAGAGGUUCAUAUCGAGUUAGAUUCCCGAUUUGUAGAAAUUUACAGUGCACAUCUACGAAUUCACGCCAUGUUCUCUGGCCUUCGGUACAUCAUGUACCACUACCCACUCACAGCAGCCGUUAUUGGUAUCGGUAUUUGUAUGGUGUUCCUCUCUGCUGUCGUGAUCUUCAGCUGGUACCGGUUCUCUGGUCCCACUCUGAAUGCUAAAAUUGGUACUGAUCAAUUACCAGCAUCCUUCCACAGUGGGAAUGCUUUAUCUGUUUCUCAAAGAAGUGAAAAGGCAGUGAAAUCAGUGGAGGUUACAGAGUCUUCAGACGACUGGGUGCAACAUGGCAGUUCUUCGGCAUUAUCUGGAGGAUCAAGAGAUCAUAAUGAAGAUGGGGGGAGAAAUGUGACAAGUGAUGAAGGUAACGACCAGCAGAUGGAGAUUAGUCAGCCUGAGGUGACCGGGAAUGGUGGCAGCGAUGAAUUUGAGGUUGUGGAUUCAUCUAAAACUUCAGAAGACCAAGCUGGAAAAAGACGAGCAUCAAAUAUUUACAAGGAUGACGAAGAUUGUGUUGUCCGCCAGAGGUGCAGACUGUUGAGUAGAUGGAUUGAUAACUGCUAAGAAUACUAUUUAGGUUUGAAAGUCAGAAACAUACCAAAGUCUAGUACUGUACAGUAUUGAAUAAUAGACAUUCCAUAAAUUAUCUUUAUAGGAAGGUGCUUUUAUCUUAUCUGUUAAAUUGACAUGUUUACUAUAAAUGUAUUUAUAUAAGUUAAAAUACUUUAAGCAUCUUCAGUAAAUAUAAAACAAACUAUGGCAUCAGGGUUAAGGAAGUGUGGAUAUAGUACUGUAUAUUAUAAUAGUGUUUGUUCAAGAGGUUCACUGUGUAUGUUUGUAUCAUAGUACAGUACUACAAGUAGCCAAUGUAUCAGUCUGUUGAUGUGCUUAGUUUGGAUGUGAAAUUGUGAUGAAUUUGAGAACGUGUUUAUAGUAUGCAUGUACAGCUUUAACAUGUUGCAUACUGUGUUUAUUUUCACAUCACUGUAAGUUUGACCAGUCAAGUGAUGAUACUGUGUGGAUAUUGGUCUGGAAGAUAAUGUUUAAGAGCUCAUAUCUAAACAGGUAACCAGUGCAGUGAUUAUAUUUUAUCAAUGUCUUUUCUCUGUUUUAAUGGAAUGUGAAUGGAAGUAACAGUUUAAGUCAGCAAAUAUGAGCACUUUAUAUAACUCUUGAUUGUUUAAACCAAAAUUUUUUACAGUAAAAUCUUGUUACAAUUUGCUCAGGUUGAAUGUGUGGUGCUAGUUCGUCUUGGCCAUAAUUUUGUUGGCUGUCAUUUUAAUGUACUGUACAUUACCCACUGGACCUAUUUUUA